CAGAGCCAAAAAAGCUAGCUCAACGAUCAGUUUGUUUCAGUUAACUCGCGGAGAAACUUCGUCGGGGCAAGAGCUUAAGCUUUAAGGAAAAUUGAAAAGUCGUAUUGCUUGUUGGCUUGUUUUGGUUUAUCGGUCUAAGUGUCAUGUGCUAAUGAGAUAGUUUUGGAAGAGGUGCCGCAUUCUUUUCCAAUUGCAUAAGGUUUUAUACCUAGCGCAGUGCGAAAACUGUUAGGAUGAAAUAUUUGUAUUUUACAAUUUAUUAAAAUGUGUGUUUAAAAGUUCGUUUACCCUGGUGAAAGUGUGCUAACGGUUUCGUAUAGCUCCAUAUACUGUCGUGAACAAACACAGUCACAGCAGUAGCAUUACUGCUGGCCCUCAGAAAGAUCAUCUCACUGCAAUGCAUAUGCAUAGAGUAUUAAAGUGCAAAAAAAUAAAAUUAACAUGAUACUUUAAUAAUCGAAGUAUUUGUCAACUAAAGCGUGUCCCACUUUUUAAAACUUUUGAAUCCACUUAUACACUGGUACGAAUAACCCGAAAAAAGGAACAUAUUUUGGAUUAUGAUUUCAUCUAAUUAUAUGAAAUUAUACAAAAACUGCAAUCGAUACGCAACAUGCUUAAAAAAAUUGCAUUGUUUCUUAUUAUCUGGAGUUGCGGCACAUUGGCUGCGGACAUCCUAAUGGCUACGCAAGGCGGAACGAAGUCACACAAGAUACCAUUCUGGGAAUUGGCUAAGGGAUUAAUAUCCAGAGGUCACAAUAUUACCUUUUUAAGUGGAUUUCCUGCUGAUUUUAAUAUUGAAGGACUGCUCGAGGUAACACCAGCUGGUCUUGUUGAAUAUAUCCACAACUAUACGAAUUGGGAUCUCUUGGGCUCACGCAUGGCGGGAGAAAUGCCCAUUAAGCCCUGGGACGGACUGCGAUACGCUUUCGAAUCAUGUGACGCAAUGCUUCGUGACUCAGAAACAAAGGAGCUGACCAAGAAAAGCUUUGAUUUGGCUAUAUUAGAUGGAGCUUUCCCAGAGUGCUUCUUGGGAUUAAUGUACGACUUCAAGAUUCCAUUUAUGUACAUAAACACGGUGGGAUUCUACACAGGCAGUAUCUCGACUGCAGGAAAUCCCGUUAGCUACGCUAUUACUCCCAACUUCUAUUCUCGAUUUACGGACACAAUGAAUCUUUACGAACGUGCUAUUAAUACGGCCAUGCAGAUUGGACAAACACUGAUGCACAUGUAUGUUAUGCGUCGGACUCACCUUGUGAUGCGAGAGCACUUGGGUACUCAAAUCCCGCAUCCUUACGAAAUGUCGCGCAACGUGAGUUUCAUUUUGCAAAAUGGACACGCAGUUUUGUCUUAUCCUAGAGCCUUUAAUCCGAAUGUAGCAGAAGUGGCUUGCAUUCAUUGUAGGCCAGCUAGAAAACUUCCUAGAAACCUUGAGGAAUUCAUCGGUGCUUCUGGAGCAUCUGGAUUUAUUUACGUUUCUAUGGGUUCCUCCGUAAAGGCCGCGAACAUGCCAGAGGCGUUGCGUCACAUGCUUGUAAAGACCUUUGCACGUCUUCCCUAUCAUGUGCUAUGGAAGUAUGAAGGCAGUUCGACAGAUAUAAAAGACAUCACAUCAAACGUAAAACUUUCACGGUGGUUACCGCAGCAGGACAUUUUGGGACAUCCCAAGCUUAGAGCGUUUGUAACACAUGGAGGCUUGCUAAGCAUGUUUGAGACGGUAUAUCACGGAGUACCCGUUGUUACAAUGCCGGUAUUCUGCGACCACGAUGUUAACUCAGCCAAGGCCGAGGUCGAUGGAUAUGCAAUAAAGUUAGAUCUUCAGACGCUGUCAGCCAAUCAGUUGUACAAGGCUAUUAUGAAAGUGAUUCACAAUCCUCGCUACAGAAAUUCAGCACGACAUCGGCAAAAGCUGUUCCUGGACCAGCGCUCAACAGCGCUAGAUACUGCCAUAUACUGGACCGAAUAUGUGCUGCGACAUAAUGGCGCUUAUCAUCUACAGACUCCAUCCCGAAAUAUGACAUGGUGGCAAUACUACUUACUCGACGUAGUUGCGGUUUAUUUAAUUUUACUUUACGUCCUGAUCUUAGCACUGAGGCGCAUUGAUUUUCCAUACGAGAAGGUGCGGAGUCUUUAUUCCCUUAUGGCUCCUUUUAUUACAAUAGCAAAAACGAAGUCAAAGAAGAUUUAAAAGGUCUCUAUAAUAUUACUAGAGUGGGGUGCUUAAAUCUUAAGAAGAAUACGUUGCGAUUCAAAGCGUCAAGCAAAUGGAUCGAUUAGAAACGUUCGCCUAUUCCAAAUAUUGUAACAUUGUAAUUUGAAAUUAUUUUAAAGAAUAUAAAAACACGCACACAAUAACAAACAAAAAAUAAACAAAAGAAAUCCCUCGGAAAUGGAAAAGUGUAUAAAGCCGUAUUUAUCUACUUGAUACUGAAUUUAAUACAAACCUCUGAUAUAAUUAAUUAAUGACUUCUUAAAAAUGGUAACUACUCUUCUGUCCAGAAUUUAAUGUAAAUCCCUAUAUUAAAUAUUAAUAAGGACCCAAACAAGUGAUUCAAAUCAUAAUUAAAAGGAUACAUUAAAAAUUUUUGACUGUUCCAAAGAUGGUAUAAAACAAUUAUGUUUUACGACCUACAUUAAUAUAUAAAGGCAUUAAAUUAUGAUUUUAAUACAAGCUUGCUUUCCCUAAAACAUCUUUAAUAAGAAUGUCUAAAUAAAUUACAAUAAAGCGCAUUUUC
Drosophila melanogaster (fruit fly) is the source of this 2732-nucleotide messenger RNA. RefSeq names its product UDP-glycosyltransferase family 50 member B3 (gene Ugt50B3). The coding region runs from base 611 to 2185 and encodes 524 amino acids. The record is from RefSeq and is marked reviewed. Gene Ontology annotation, cellular component: membrane. The transcript has 7 exons. Lineage: Eukaryota; Metazoa; Arthropoda; Insecta; Diptera; Drosophilidae. Gene Ontology annotation, molecular function: UDP-glycosyltransferase activity; glucuronosyltransferase activity.